Messenger RNA from Helianthus annuus (common sunflower), 1441 nucleotides. RefSeq names its product protein MOS2. The record is from RefSeq and is a predicted model, not a curated record. NCBI's taxonomy places the organism in Eukaryota, Viridiplantae, Streptophyta, Magnoliopsida, Asterales, Asteraceae. Gene Ontology annotation, molecular function: nucleic acid binding. Bases 11 to 1306 code for a protein of 431 amino acids. Gene Ontology annotation, biological process: mRNA splicing, via spliceosome. The transcript has a single exon. Gene Ontology annotation, cellular component: spliceosomal complex.
GCUACAAAAGAUGAUACCCCACGAUCCCGGUCCUGUUAGGGUUCCAAAACCUUCGUUCUUUCAAUUUGAACCCUGCAACAACACAGAUCUGUAUCCUCCAUCGGCAACAAUGAAGCUCUCAUUCUCUUUAUCAUCAUCAAAACCCCCAAAACCCUCAAUAAACCCACCUCAAAACCACCACCAAACAACCACCACAACCAAAGAAUUCGUCACAGAAUUCGACCCAUCACAAACCCUAACCACAGCCAAAACCCCCGAUUCAAUCGCCCCAAUCGCCAACGAAUGGAAACCCCAUAAAAAAGUCAAACUCCUCAAUCUCCCAGAUAAAUCCGAAGACCCAAAUCUCCAAUUCGAAACCGUAAACUCUACUGUCGAAGAAAUCGACCCUAACAUCUCCUACGGUUUGAAUAUUCGCGCCAAAAAGGGUUCUGAGAGUGAUUUGAGACCGAAAGGUGAGAGAUCGGAAUCGGGUUCUUCUUCCAUUGAUCGAUUGAUGUUGGAUAAGUUGAGGAGGGAUUUGGAUAGUUUGCCGGAGCAUAGAGGGAUGGAGGAGUUUGAGGAUAUGCCGGUUGAGGGUUUCGGACUCGCGUUGUUGAAAGGGUAUGGGUGGGAAGAAGGGAGGGGGGUGGGGAAGAAUGCUAAAGAGGAUGUUAAGGUGUUCGAGAUUACGAAACGGACCGGAAAAGAAGGGAUCGGGUUUGUUAACGAUGUUCCCGGGCCACCGAGUAAAGAUGGUAAAAACCGAGCUGCGAGUUUGGAAAAGAAAACGGUUAAUAAUGACGAAAGAAAAGAGCGGAUUCAUAGUGGUGAUAGGCGGAAAGAUUCAUCGGGUAGUCGGGAUCAUAAGCGUGAUCAUGAUAAGAAAACGAGUGGUAAAAGGGGACGCGAAAGGGAAAGAUACGAAACAAGUGGUGGUUUGUCGAAUUCGAAGUCGAAUAAGUCUUGGUUAAGUAGUCAUAUCCGGGUUAGGAUAAUUAGUAAAGAGUUAAAAGGGGGGAGGUUAUAUUUGAAAAAGGGUGAGAUUGUGGAUGUUGUAGGGCCGACUACGUGUGAUAUACGUAUGGAUGACGGUCGGGAGCUUAUACAAGGGGUUGAUGAAGAGUUUCUCGAGACUGCGCUCCCUCGGCGUGGUGGGCCGGUUCUUGUUUUGUAUGGUAGGUAUAAGGGUGUGUUUGGGAGUUUACAGGAGAAGGAUAUGGAUAAUGAAACUGCGGUUGUUCGUGAUGCCGAUACACACGGGUUGAUAAAUGUUAAGUUAGAGCAGAUUGCUGAAUAUGUUGGAGACCCUGAUGAUAUUGGGUACUGAUUGUUUUCAUGUUUCAGGUACUUGAGUUAUAGUUUCGGAAAACCAUAUGAGAUUGUGGACGUUUGUGAGGUAUUGAUAUUAUGUUAAAUUACUUGAUUCUCUAGCAUUUUAAAUGAAUGAAUUCGUUAUAGAAAA